Molecule: messenger RNA, 876 nt
Organism: Acomys russatus (golden spiny mouse)
Lineage: Eukaryota; Metazoa; Chordata; Mammalia; Rodentia; Muridae
Product: 2-acylglycerol O-acyltransferase 1-like
Exons: 4
Coding region: 1-810 (269 amino acids)
Biological process (GO): triglyceride biosynthetic process; diacylglycerol biosynthetic process
Cellular component (GO): endoplasmic reticulum membrane
Molecular function (GO): diacylglycerol O-acyltransferase activity
Source: RefSeq, a predicted model, not a curated record
AUGAAGAUCGAGUUCGCACCUCUCAAUAUCCCGCUGGAGAGGCGCCUGCAAACCGCUGCUGUGCUGCAGUGGGUCCUAUCCUUGCUCCUGUUGGAGUUCUUGAAAAUGGAAGCUGGGGUAGCACUUGCCCUCUCCUUGCACCUGUACAGCCAAUGUAGGAAGCUAAGAUUUCCUACAGCAGUGACUCUUCUACUUUCCAUAGCCAGUGGUUAUGAAAUACAGGGAGCAGAUGCCGAUGCACCAGCUCCACCCAGCUUCUCCUUCCUUGCAGGGGAGAUAGGCAUUGGGAUCCUAGUGAUGCUGAUAGUACACAAUUACUGGUUCAUUUACAUCCCAUAUCUGGCCUGGUUCUUCUAUGACUGGGAAACCCCAGAGCGAGGAGGCAGGAGAUCUGACUGGGUCCGAAGCUGGACUGUGUGGAAGUACUUUAAGGACUAUUUUCCAAUUCACCUCAUCAAAACCCAGGAUUUGGAUCCAAGUCACAAUUAUAUAUUUGGGUUUCACCCUCAUGGAACAUUCGCGACUGGAGCCUUUGGAAAUUUCUGUACAAAUUAUUCAGAUUUCAAGAAGCUAUUUCCUGGCUUUACAGUGUAUCUCCACAUGGUCACAAUCUUGUUACGGCUUCCAUUCUUCCGAGAAUACCUGAUGACUUCUGUUGGCCGCCCCAUCCCUGUUCAGCAGACUCUGCACCCGACCCCAGAGCAGAUUGAGGAGCUGCAUCGGACCUACUUGCAGGAGCUGAGGACACUAUUCGAAGAGCACAAGGGGAAGUACGGUAUUCCAGAGCACAAAACCCUGGUGUUUACAUGACUGCCUCCUCCAUGCACAAAGGAAGACAAGAAAGCAUUGUUGAGAAAAAUAAAUAGUUUAAAUAGU